AUGCAAGCCGUCCCGGAGUCGCGACAGCAGACCUUUGAGGAAAUCUACGGUCCUCCGGAGAAUUUCCUCGAGAUUGAGGUCCGAAACCCCCAGACCCACGGCACAUCCCGGAACAUGUACACCUCGUACGAAAUCGUCUGUCGCACCAACAUCCCCGCAUUCAAGCUCAAGCACUCCGUCGUGCGCCGCCGCUACUCCGACUUUGAAUACUUCCGCGAUAUCCUGGAGCGCGAGAGCACGAGGGUGACUAUCCCGCCGCUGCCCGGGAAGGUGUUUACGAAUCGGUUCAGUGACGAUGUCAUCGAGCACCGCAGGGAGGGGUUGCAGCGGUUCUUGCAGAUUGUUGCCGGUCAUCCGCUUUUGCAAACAGGGAGUAAGGUUUUGGCGAGCUUUAUACAGGAUCCGAACUGGGACCGCAAUGCUUGGUAG
Molecule: messenger RNA, 429 nt
Organism: Aspergillus oryzae RIB40
Lineage: Eukaryota; Fungi; Ascomycota; Eurotiomycetes; Eurotiales; Aspergillaceae
Product: sorting nexin-3
Exons: 3
Coding region: 1-429 (142 amino acids)
Biological process (GO): endocytic recycling; late endosome to Golgi transport
Cellular component (GO): retromer complex; early endosome membrane
Molecular function (GO): phosphatidylinositol-3-phosphate binding
Source: RefSeq, a predicted model, not a curated record